Molecule: messenger RNA, 1797 nt
Organism: Penicillium paradoxum
Lineage: Eukaryota; Fungi; Ascomycota; Eurotiomycetes; Eurotiales; Aspergillaceae
Exons: 7
Coding region: 1-1797 (598 amino acids)
Biological process (GO): amino acid transmembrane export from vacuole
Source: RefSeq, a predicted model, not a curated record
AUGACAUCUCUUCCUCCGACAUACAUCUCCAUGGAAAUUGACGAUGACCCAACGAGUAACGAUGCGGCGAAGGACAAUGCCACGGUGGUGACCGCCCAGCCACACCCCACAUUGGCGGAGUAUGAGCGGCUCUUUGGCGUCGACGAGGACGCGUAUGAGCAGCCAACCACCACCCGGAAAGAACUUUGGUCAUACUACCUCUAUUACAAUGGUGAUAAUGGGGUUGGUCCAGGCUCAUACAGCCAAGCUCUCUUCCAGUGGGCCUUGAAUGGCGCCGGACAUCAACCUGGUUCGAACCCACCAAAAGCUUGCACCGAUUCAUCGGCAUGUGUAGUGCCGUGGGCGCGAGGCACAAGAUCCGUUUCUUCGGUGGUUCUUAUCGCAAAUGGUCUUUGCUUCGCUUUUAUGACAGUGAUAUUCGUCUGGCUAGGAAGCGCUGCGGACUAUGGCACAUUCGGACGAUGGCUUCUUUUAGCGUUGACGGUAGUCUGCUGGGCCCUGCAGUACGGCAUGAUAUCCAUCCGACACCCAAGCCAAUGGCCGGCCGCGAUGGGAAUGUACGUCGUGGCAUACAUUGCCUAUGGUGCAACCCUAGUGUUCUAUGCCGCUGUGUUUCCCCGCCUUGCGCGGUAUACGCCGCAUGUCCGUAAAGCGAGGGAAGAGGAUCUCAGAGAGGGAACCAUCGACCAGGAGGAAUAUGAUGCCAUUGAAUCUCUGGAAAGAAAUCAUAUCAGCAACAUCUCAACUGCACACAGCAACAUUGGCUACCUUCUCACCCUCGUGCUCAAUCUGAGUGUCUUACUUCCGAUGCAAAACAAUAAUUUUGCGAAUAACCUCGCACUUUGUCUCACCAACUCAUACUGGGUCGUGCUUGGAAUUUGGUGGUUUAUCUUCCAGCAGAAAAGGCCAGGUCCAAAGAUACCUAAAGGGUCAAGCUACACUACCAUUGGUUUCAAGCAAAUCUGGCUGGCCAUUCGAGAAAUCAGAUCUCUUCCACAGACAUUUUUGUACUUUUUCGCCUAUUUCCUUCUUGCUGAUGGCCUCAACACUACUGGUGAGUUGAUAUUUUCUUUGGUCGCAAACGCGCUCGAUACAUUUCCACGCGAUAACUUACCAGCAACAGGUACUCUUGUCAGCAUCAUCCAAAACGAUUCUGUUUCGUUUUCCUUCCUGCAGAUUACCUAUCUCGGCAUUACUCAAGCCGCCUGUUCAAUCACCUCAACGUUCGGCUUUUGGUAUAUACAGCGAUACUUCAAGUUCAAAACGAAAACCAUGUUUUUGUUCACGAAUUUCUUCAGUGUUUUCAUCCCAUUUUGGGGCAUGCUGGGACUGUGGACCCAUCGCAUCGGGUAUCACAAUAUGUGGGAAUUCUAUUUCUACAACGUUAGCUUCGGUCUCUUCCAGGCCCCGUAUUAUGCGUACGCCCAAACGAUGAUUAGCGAACUAAUGCCUCACGGCUAUGAUAAUAUGUUCUUCGCGCUAUUUGGAAUAACCAACCGUGCUUCUUCAAUCAUCGGUCCCAAUGUCAUUCAAGCCAUCAUUAACAAUACUCGAAAUAACUGGAUGGGCUUCCCAUUUUUAUUCGCCAUCUGCACUGGCGCUAUGAUCGCUAUCUGGUUUGUGGACAUCAAGAAGGGUCGUGAGGACUGUCGGAGAUUCACCGAGCAGCGCAAAAUCGACCGUGUGGCGGCAGAAAGUGGUUUAAAUGCCGAUGAUAUUGCAAAGGGGAAACUUUUUGCUGGUGAACAUGUCCCUGGAGUAGAAAGUUGGCACGCGAGCGGUUCGGCGAGGGAUUAA